Molecule: messenger RNA, 1224 nt
Organism: Rotaria sp. Silwood1
Lineage: Eukaryota; Metazoa; Rotifera; Eurotatoria; Philodinida; Philodinidae
Source: the annotation of a GenBank genome assembly
AUGUCGACAUCAGAAAUGGAUAAAUUGGUUGAUGGAUAUGAAUUUAAAAAGAUAACUGACGAAUGCAAACAAGGAAACCCGCAACAACCUACACCUGAUGACAUUAUAUUAACGCCUAAACGAAAAUAUGAUGAUAUAGACAACGAUAUAUAUGAAGUUGAAAAUGAUGAAUUUCAAUCUAACCAUACUGAAGGAACUAUAUUGAUCAAAGCCUUGUUCUCUUAUAUUCAUGAUAAAUUUCUUAAAUUAAAUAAAACUUAUACUCGUCCUAUUGGUUUUGGUACUUGGUUUGUCGAUCAACAGGGCGGAUUAACAUGCUUUACAAAAGAAAUAGAAUUACUUGUAUACUUAUGGGAUGUUACUCAUUAUUCCGAAAAAUUAUUAAAUACAGUUAUUACACCUAUACCACCUAUUCAUUUACCUCCACAGCAUUCAAUAAUCUUUAAAUUUGUACCAACUUCAAUCUCUUUUGAUGAAUUGCAGGAGGCAAUAUCUGAUAUUUGUCAAGCAAAAUUUUUUUUAGAAGAAAUGAAAGGUUCGAUCUCGAAUAAAUCUCGUCAUAUUCGUUUAGACCUGGCUUCAAAAGAUGAAAUGAAAAAAUUGCUGAAUAGUGGUGUAUUUCCAUUAAAUGGACAAUUACUGGAAAUAAAGGAAUUUUUAGCACCACCACAAGUUCUUAUAUGUCAACGAUGUAAGCGACCAGGUCAUAUUAAAAAGGAUUGUGAUGGACAUUUCGAUCGAUGUAAACGAUGUGGGUUGGACAGAUCACAAGAUGAUCAUCAAAACUGUCCUAUAAAAUGUCAUCAUUGUGAAUGUCAACACCUGUCUACGGAUUAUCGAUGUCCAAUUAUUGCAAAAUUUAGAGGUGAUUUAAUUGAGGAACUUAAACGUAGACCGGAAUUAUUGCCAAGUAAUACGCAACUAUUCAUUCCAAUUGAUUUUAGAAAUGGUGGUAAAAAUGUAAUAAAUUCUAUACGAACUAAUCAAAUUCCUUUACAGACAUCUCUACUGAAUUCUAAUUCAAUUGAUUGGCCAGUACUCAAUCCAUCAUUAACUACAGCUAAAGGAAAUGUAUCAACUUUACAUAAUGAUAUGAUACAAGAAAUAAAAGCAUUAAGAUAUGAUUAUGAAAAAUUAAAAGCAGACUUCGAUCGUCGUGAAGCAGAACUAAUGAAUAAACAUGAGAAUUAUAAAACUAAAUUAAGCACAAUGUUAAAUCUUUGA